Molecule: messenger RNA, 2926 nt
Organism: Durio zibethinus
Lineage: Eukaryota; Viridiplantae; Streptophyta; Magnoliopsida; Malvales; Malvaceae
Source: RefSeq, a predicted model, not a curated record
AAUUGAAAUUUCAAAACUUAGCUAGAGAGAGGGAGGAGAAGCGAAGCGGAAGAAGAGGAGAAGCAGAACACUAACAACGAAAUAAAAAAGGUCCUUCCACUUUUGCUUCUCUUUUCCCUUGUUUGUUUUACAAAAUCACUGCUGUAAAAACCUUAACCCACUCUUGUCUUUCUAGAGUUAUUUAGCUCCUUUCUCUAUGCACCGAUUGCAAUCAAAAUCUUCUCGAUUUUUUGGCAGCACUCGGUGGAAAUAUCGAGCUUGGAGAAGUCGCGGAUAUUUUUGUAAUUUGAGGAUUUGGAGAUUGUAGAUUGGGAUUUGGAUCUAAAAGUGGAUGAAUUUGGGUUGAUUUAAGGCAAUUUGUGAGAUUAUGUGGUGGAUUUUCAGCCGUGGCCGUGUGGACGAAUUGGAAAAAAGAUUGGAAUUUGAUUAAAUUUUUUUUUAAAUUUAGGGGAGUUGGAAUUGAAUGGGGGAAGGAGAAGGAGGUGAAUUCCCGCCAAAAAAUGUGCAAUCGGGUACGGUGGAUUUUCCGGCGAAGAAGCUAGCAAGGCAGCUAGAUUUCACGGCCGGUUUUGGCGGGUUUUCUUCCGGUGGUGUAGUUUUGCCUGAGCACCCGCAAUCCACACAAGGGAUGGGUGUGGCUUCGUCUUCGGCUGCGUCGGCUUCAGUUACUCAGCAACAGCAGCAGCCACAGAUAAAGCAGCAGAUAGUGGCGACCACUCCUGUGGCCGCCGGGCAAUCUGUUCCUCUAACUACGGCAUCGUCGAGGGUUGUAAAACCAGAAUCCCCAACAUCAAAACCAAGACCAAAUGAACUAAAAGAUGGUACUCCGAAGAAGCAGAAGCAGUGUAACUGUAAACAUUCUCGAUGUCUGAAACUGUACUGUGAGUGCUUUGCAUCUGGCAUAUACUGUGAUGGGUGCAAUUGUGUUAAUUGUUAUAACAAUGUUGAGAAUGAAGCUGCAAGACGAGAUGCUGUCGAAGCAACCCUGGAGCGUAAUCCAAACGCAUUCAGGCCAAAAAUUGCUAGCAGCCCACAUGGUGCACGGGAUAAAAGGGAAGAGGCUGGGGAAGUUUUGAUGCUGGGAAAGCACAACAAAGGAUGCCACUGUAAGAAAUCUGGGUGCCUUAAAAAGUACUGUGAGUGUUUCCAAGCCAACAUUCUUUGCUCCGAAAACUGCAAAUGCAUGGACUGCAAAAAUUUUGAGGGAAGUGAGGAGAGACAGGCUCUAUUUCAUGGUGACCAUGCUAACAAUAUGGCAUAUAUUCAGCAGGCAGCAAAUGCUGCCAUAACUGGAGCUAUUGGGUCAUCUGGUUAUGCAUCCGCUCCAGUAUAUAAGAAGAGAAAAGGUCAGGAUCUGUUCUUUGGGUCAUCUGCCAAGGAUCCAUCUAUUCACAGGCUUGGACACUUCCCACAGGCAAAUCAUAUCAGAGCUUCUGCACCCUCCUCUUUCUUGUCUUCUAUGCCAGUUUUUCGUGCUGGUACAACUGCUGCAGUUAGCCCAUCAAAAUUCACAUAUAGGUCUCUGUUAGCAGACAUAAUUCAAAAGCAGGACUUGAAGGAGCUUUGCUCUGUUUUGGUAGUUCUAUCUGGAGAAGCUGCAAAGACACUUAAAGAUCAGAGAAGCUUGACUGAAAAACGGGUAGAAGAUCAGACAGAAACUUCCCUUGCAUCAUCCACUCAAGACAGGUGGCAGAGCCAUAAGGAUUCUGAUGCUGUGAAAACCACAGCUGAUGAUUGUUCAAGUGCCAACCAGGCUGAUAAAGCUGGCCCUGAGGAUUCCAGCUCAGAUGGUGCUGAUAUGCCAAAGGGAAGGCCUAUGUCUCCAGGAACUUUGGCAUUGAUGUGUGAUGAACAAGAUACAAUGUUCAUGGCAGCUGCUUCUCCUAAUGGGAUCAUGGGCCAUGGCUGCAGCACAUCUUCACAAUUGCCUUAUGGACAAGGCAUGACAGAGAUCUAUGAAGAGCAGGAAAGAGUUGUUUUGACAAAGUUCCGAGAUUCUCUCAAUAGGCUUAUCACUUGCGGAGAAAUAAAGGAAACGCAAUGUUCGUUAGCUAGAACAGAGAUAGGUAGUCAAAGAGGCCCUCUCAGCAAUGGAACUGAAAUUGUCAGAACUGAGACUGGGAAUCGACAAGGAUCCAUUACCAAUGGAGUUGCGAAAACUGUCAGUUCACCUACAGUCAAAGCAUCUCAGAUGGCUGCUGUGGUGGUCACCACGGCUAACAAUGAUCUCCCAAAAGUUCCAUCCCUACCUGAAAACGGGGAUGCUAAAUCAAAAACCGAAAAACAGAUGUAAAGAUCCUAAAUGCUGACAAUUGGCCCAAGGUAUGAUACUGCAGCUCUCUGCAACAUUCCACUGUUCACUCCACCUUCAGCUUUGAUUCAAUAUCAAGGUGAUUGUGGGCAUAAUUCUUGGAACUGACCACUGCUUUGAUUAAUUUCUCCCAUUAUUGAUAUAUUUAUCAGUUUUCUGCCUCAACACUUCAGCUCAUACCACUGUAAAUUGCAUGGGAGUACAAUAUAUACAAACAUGCCAGCCAACGAUCGUCAAUAGCUCCUAGGUUAAUAUAUGGAGCACAAGAUAUCUGCUACACCUAGCAUGUUAUAUGAGAUUAAUUAUAUAAAUUAUAAUGCAAUUUAAAAUGUGAGAUUAAUUGGAAUUAAAAUGCAAUAUAAAAUUUGAAGUUACGGAGCUGACUUCUCUCUAACAUCAUUUGUCAAAGUCUGCUAUGUUAUUAGUAAUGUUUAUUGACCAACGGUAGUUUUAGUUAAACUGGCGAAAAUUUUUUUAAAUAAACCUUAAAAUUUUUAUUAUAUCCAAUUGAGUUCUUAAAAUACCAUUAUUGUUUAAUUAAGUCCUUAUUUUGUAUCCAAUUAGGCAUGCGUCAAUAUAUAUCCAUGGUAUGAAAGAUUUAUAAUCUAUAUUAAU